GCACCUGAGGCGGGACGAAUUUCGCGGGUGCACUGGGUGAACUCUCACCUCCACAAAUUGCUUCAUUGUUUUGAUUCAGAUAACGUCGCUAGCUAGCUAGCUCYAUAUUGCACAUUUAUGUGAUUAGAUACCAACCGACUGAUUCUGUAGCACGCCUAGCUAUUCGCCAUAGGAACUCGAUGCAGCUGUAGUUGAGUGAUGCCUAUGUAAACGGAACAGUYGUUUAGAUCGAAAGACAGUAGCCAGCUGGCUAACCUGAAGUUAGCAGCAACAACAUGAACGCUAUUUCAACGGAUCUGAUCAGUCACUUGGACACUUGUCGUCACCGGUCAAUUACUGAGUUUGCCACGAAAAAUCGUCUGUCUUUCACUAGCUGGCUAGAGACAUAUUAAUACUUGCUAACAAUUUGUUGACAUUUUGUAAAGUUGAUUUAUUGCACCUGAAAGCGUCUCUACCUUCCAAUGGGCGAGGAAAAGCCAGAGACGUUGGACUUUGUCAAAGACUUCCAAGAGUAUCUCAGCCAGCAGACUCAACAUGUGAACAUGAUCUCGGGCUCCGUCAGUGGAGUCAAAGAGAUGGACGACUUACCAGCAGACUGCAGUCAGAAUGGAUUAGACCACCCCUCAGCGGAUAUGUCCCUUGAUGACGGCUCAGGGAUGCUGGUGGAUGGCUUCGAGAGAACAUAUGAUGGCAAACUCAAGUGCCGUUACUGUAACUAUGCUACCAGAGGCACAGCACGACUCAUUGAACAUAUCCGCAUUCACACAGGAGARAAACCCCACAGAUGCCACCUGUGUCCUUUUGCCUCUGCKUAUGAGCGCCACCUAGAGGCCCACAUGCGCUCCCACACAGGAGAAAAGCCUUACAAGUGUGAGCUGUGCUCCUUCCGCUGCAGCGACCGCAGCAACCUUUCACACCACCGCCGCCGCCGCCACAAGCUCUUACCCAUGAAAGGUGCUCGCUCUUCUCUCUCCCACAAGAAGAUGCUGAGCGUCCUGCAGAAGAAGAGCAGCCUGGGCUAUGGUCGCCGGCUCCUCAUCAACUUCAGCCCCCCCUCCAUGGUGAUGCACAAGGCUGAGCACCUGGACGACUACUCCCACGAACUGCCCCACCUGCGCCAGGAGACCUACGACGACCAGGGUGCUGGUGGAGAUGGAAGCUCCAGGGACAAUCACCACCAUCAUCACCACAACCUGGUCAUGGAAAACCCCCUCAACCAGCUCUCCACCCUGGCCGGUCAACUGGCCAACCUGCCCUCUGAAGCUGAGGACCAGACCCAACAGCCUCCCGUAUCUCCAGGUGCAGAGUCCUGUGUGGACGAGAAGCCCUUCGUCAUCCAGCAGCCUCUCCCAGCCACYGCUUCUGCUGCUGUGUCAGCCAGUACUGCCCAUGCUGCCUCCUCCUCCCCCAUCACCCCAGAGCCCAGGCCCCCACCACAYAGCAACUGCAGCCCCGGGGCAGGUCCCUGCAGCGAGCACAGCGGGCGCACCAGUACCCCCAGCAUCACCAACAGCCAGCCCAGCACACCAGUCCCAGGCCUUCCCUCGCUGCAUCAAGACCCCCAGAUGCUGCACCACUGCCAGCACUGUGACAUCUACUUCCCUGACAACAUCCUGUACACCAUCCACAUGGGCUGCCACGGCUAUGAGAACCCCUUCCAGUGCAACAUCUGUGGCCACAAGUGCAGGAGCAAGUACGACUUUGCCUGUCAUUUUGCCAGGGGGCAGCAUAAGCAGUGACUUGUCGCCGGGUCAGUGACAAAGGACUGGAGAUGAUUGAAGGUGUUUUUAUUUAAUUCCAUAAUGGUGAUUUUUAUUUAUUACUGUUGAUCUUUCUGAAAUUGGACAUGAUGUAGCCGUUGCAAAUUCUGUAUAGUGAAUUUGAUUUUACAGGAAAGAGAAUAACAUUUGACAGUGCCCAUGUGUAUGUAAUGUUUAGGGAUGGAGUGGUUUAGAGGUACAACUCACUUGACCGGUUUGAUCGUUAAACAUUCCUUAUGUGGGUUUUUAACAUGAACACUGUUUUCAGCCUUACAAACAUACUGUAGUUCUAGAUGAUGCUAACAUUUUAUGAGUGCUCUUUUAUUGGCUUUAACCGUAACCCACYAAACCAUUUCAGAGUGCAAAGACGGCACCAUCAUGCCUCCAACAGUGCCUACCAUAUUCACAAUCACUUAACCUGUACAUUUGACGUCUUUCUUUUUUUCUGUUCGUUUUCUGUAGAUGAGGGUGUUAUGUUGUCGUUUGAUGGAUUUGUAAACAGUGCCCUUCCUUAACCAUCAGCUAUUGGGUGUUGUGGAAAAUAAAGCRGAACCUUCUACAUCAUGUUAUAUUCUGACAUUUAAAUGGAAUACUUCAUUGUGAGAUCCAAUACCUCUACUGUCAAAGCAUUAUCACCAUAUCUUUUGUCAAUCCUGUUCGGUCCAGAAUUGCCAAGUAGCACCAGAGAUGCCAUGUUUUAGCAUACAUGCCAUGCCUUUCUUCUGUCCUUCUAUAAUCAAGGCAUUGCAUAUUAGGGAUCUGUGCUUUCUUAGAUAUUUAUUGAGUAUUGUAAUCUACAUUUCCCAGUCAGUUAGGUGUUGUCAAUGAAGUUGAAAUUAUACUGAAGUGAAGAUUACUGCCUUAGCAGGGUUGUUUUGUAUUGGAUACUGUUGUCUGUUGCAUAGCAACAUUUGUGGAGAACAUAGUUACUGUUUCUAGGACUAAUUGCAUGUCACCAUGCUUACAGGCGUCCAAUGAUUGAGGGGUAACGUAAAGGGGGGGAAAAAACUUGUAAGGGAGUUUGUUUAAUGUGUUGUAUCUUGAUAGAGCAGGUGAAUGUUGAAGCGUUUUGGCGAUCAUUAUGUCACCUUGGAUGACAAAUUGUUUUAUGUGAGAGUAAUAUUAACACAUUUCUAAGUAAAGUGUUUUCUAACAUAUCUA
Molecule: messenger RNA, 2921 nt
Organism: Salvelinus sp. IW2-2015
Lineage: Eukaryota; Metazoa; Chordata; Actinopteri; Salmoniformes; Salmonidae
Product: zinc finger protein Pegasus
Biological process (GO): regulation of transcription by RNA polymerase II
Molecular function (GO): RNA polymerase II cis-regulatory region sequence-specific DNA binding; DNA-binding transcription factor activity
Source: RefSeq, a predicted model, not a curated record